GUCGCGGUGCGCCGGUUUUGCGAUAUUACGAGUGAUCCUCAUACGCCGAAUAUACGAGAGUGAACUGAUCAUGUACGAGGAUUAGUGACUGGUCAAUAUGAACAGCGGGUCCAGAGAAGAGCUCCUGGGCAGUACCCAGGAGGCUAUACGCAACAGCCAGCAUGACCUGCGCAGCUUUGCUGAAAAACCGCUCACCAGAGAAGAGAAGUCAUACCUCCUGAACGCUGAUAGAGGAGACUAUGUGACUGUGAAGAGGUUAAUAGAAGUGUACGCAGACAAGCCGGAUGUGCUCGACAUAAACUGCGUGGACCCUCUGAACCGGUCGGCGCUCAUCGCCGCCAUAGAAAACGAAAACAUCGAGCUGAUCAAGUUAUUCCUCAACUCCGGAAUCAAAGUCAAGGAUGCAUUGCUGCACGCCAUCAAAGAAGAAUACGUGGAGGCUGUAGAACUGCUUCUGCAGUGGGAAGAGGAGCACCAUGUCGCCGGCGAGCCUUAUAGUUGGGAGUGCAUAGAGCCAGCAGCGGCAACGUUCACGCCCGACAUCACGCCUCUCAUCCUGGCGGCGCAUCGCAACCACUACGAGAUCCUCAAACUGCUGCUCGACCGCGGCGCCACGCUGCCCGUGCCCCACGACGUCAAGUGCGGCUGCGAUGAAUGUGUGAAGUCGUUAAACGAAGACUCACUCCGGCACUCCCAGGCCAGAAUAAAUGCAUACCGUGCCUUAAGUUCUCCUUCCCUCAUCGCCUUGUCUUCAGCGGACCCCUUACUCACUGCGUUUGAACUGUCAUGGGAAUUGGGAAGGCUGAGUGUGAUGGAAACAGAAUUCAGAUCAGAGUACAAGGGUUUAAGACAUCUUUGCCAAGAGUUUGCCACCUCCCUUUUGGAUCACACAAGAACCUCGCAAGAACUGGAAAUCAUGCUGAACUACAACCCUUGGGACCUGGACAGCUGGGAGCCUGGUGAAAGACAAACUUUGGGGAGGUUAAAGUUGGCAAUCAAGUAUAAACAGAAAAUGUUCGUAGCGCAUCCAAACGUACAACAGUUGCUCGGAUCCAUUUGGUAUGAGGGUUUGCCAGGAUUCAAGAGAAAAAGCAUCGUUGGUCAAUGUGUACAGGUAGCGAAAAUGGGUGCCAUGUUUCCCAUAUACUGCACCAUUUAUAUGCUCGCCCCGGAAUCGGAAUACGGUCAAUAUAUGAAGAAGCCAUUCGUCAAGUUCAUCUGCCAUAGCUCCUCUUAUAUGAUGUUUUUAAUGCUACUGUCCUUGGCGUCUCAGCGAGCGGAAUAUUUAGUAUUGGAAUGGUCUGGAAUAUCGUGGCUUCAAGAGCUGGUGGAGUUCUGGAAGAGUCGAGAGAGAGGCGCUUUGCCCGGGAUAAUUGAGUUCACCGUAGUCCUCUUUGUAGCAAGUUUAGUUUGGGGAGAAAUAAGAUCACUUUGGGAGAAUGGCUUAUUGGAGUACAUGAGUGAUUUGUGGAAUAUAGUAGACUUCAUCACGAACGUAUUUUAUAUAGCUUGGAUAAGCUUGCGGUUUUCUUCUUGGUACAUCGUGCAAAGGGACUUUCAUAGCGGCAAAGAUCCAUGGUACCCACGAGAACGCUGGGACUCAUUCGAUCCGAUGCUGCUCUCGGAAGGUGCCUUCGCCGCUGGCAUGAUCUUCUCAUUCUUGAAGCUGGUGCACAUCUUCUCCAUCAACCCCUACUUGGGACCGCUGCAAGUGUCCCUGGGCAGAAUGAUCAUCGAUAUCAUCAAGUUCUUCUUUGUGUACAUGCUCGUGCUGUUUGCCUUUGGAUGCGGUCUAAACCAGUUACUUUGGUACUACGCUGAGUUAGAGAAGAAGAAAUGUUAUCACCUGCCGAGUGGUGCCCCAGAUUUUGAUAAUCAAGAGCGAGCUUGCGAGAUAUGGAGACGCUAUGCAAACUUGUUCGAAACAUCACAAUCUCUCUUUUGGGCGUCCUUUGGCCUCGUCGACCUUACCACCUUCGAGUUAACAGGAAUCAAAAGCUUCACUAGAUUCUGGGCACUAUUGACAUUCGGCUCGUAUUCCGUGAUCAAUAUUAUUGUACUUCUAAACAUGCUUAUCGCUAUGAUGUCCAAUUCCUAUCAAAUUAUUUCGGAAAGAUCGGAUAUGGAAUGGAAAUUCGCGCGAAGCAACCUGUGGAUGUCCUACUUUGAGGAUGGCGAUACCGUGCCUCCACCUUUCAACAUCAUCCCCACUCCCAAACAUAUGAACAACUUGGUGGCACGGAUGUUUGGGAAUAAAUCAAGGGGGUCAAUAAUUAACAAGUCACGAGAAAAGGCAAGACAACAGCAUGAAGGUAUUAUGCGUAUACUAGUCAGAAGAUAUGUAACAGCUGAACAAAGGGCAAGAGACGAGGUUGGAGUUACCGAAGAUGACGUCAUGGAAAUAAGACAAGAUAUAUCGACACUGCGAUUCGAGCUCAUAGAUAUACUGGCAAACAACGGAAUGAAGACUCCUAGAAUUAACAGUCAGGAUACAACAAUUGCAGGCAAGAAGGGUAAAGUGAUGGAGAGACGAAUUCUGAAAGACUUCCAAAUCGGAAUCGUCGAAGGAAUAGUUAAGGAUGUCAUAUCGAAGGAGAGCAAACCAAAGGAUGUGUUCAGCCAGAUCGCUAAAGCUAUUGGACGACGAGGAAGUGAUGCUGAAAAGAAAAAAGACUGGAAUGCUCAAGUACGCAGGAGUACGAUCAGACGUGACCCCAUCGGUUCCACCUCGGAGGCAGAGAAACGAAGCAGGCAGUCGCUACGUGCUCAUAUCUUGGAUAAUGUGCAAGGACGCACUAUCGAUCCACAGAAACUAUUACAAUUCAACCCGAACCUGUCUACGGUUACCCCAACGACUAGAGUUGCUUACGCUAAGUUCAUGAGAAGUAAGAUUAAAUCAGAUUUCACGACAACAGAAGACGAGCCACCCGAUGAGAGCGCAGAAGGAAAAGACGAUUUAGUACCAGUAGUCGCGAAAAAUAUUAUAUUAGCUAAACUUGGAAAACCAAAAACAGAGAAGGAAGAAGGUGGACAAGGUGGUGAAACAAAUGAGAUUAAAGUGGAAGCAGAUAUUGAAAACAAAGGUUCAGGAUCUGAUGGAGGCUCCGAACAAACAAGACCAUUAACAUCUGAAACAUCCGAUACCGGUACACCAGAUUCAGGACCUAUCGACAAACCACAGAAAUCAGACUCAAAAGACCACGUCAUCCAAAUAGAUGAACCCGAAUCACCAUCGAAGACUUUAUACAUGACCAAAGAAGAAGAUGAGAAUUUGCAAAAACCAAUGUCACCAACUCCAAGCGGACUAUCCCAGUCGGAACAAAUUUUAUCCGCUGCAACAUUAGAAACUGAUCAAGAAAAGGCUAAGUCUGAAAGCCCAUCUGUAGUAAUAACAGUUCCAGAAGAACCGGAAAAACCAAAACCUCCGAAACCUCGCAAAGAACCUAAACCAACCACGAGUAUGCCUGCCGAUCCACCACCGCCGCCUAAGCCAGGCAUAGUUACUGAUAAAGGCAAAUCAAAAGUUACUGGUAAAAUAGUGUCUGGUUGGCUCUAACUAAAAAUAUAUAGUUUUAAAAUGUACAAUUAAGUUGU
This is a messenger RNA of Pararge aegeria (speckled wood butterfly), 3594 nucleotides long. It is a transcript of the gene trp, whose product is annotated as transient receptor potential protein. The transcript is spliced from 21 exons. NCBI's taxonomy places the organism in Eukaryota, Metazoa, Arthropoda, Insecta, Lepidoptera, Nymphalidae. Bases 98 to 3556 code for a protein of 1152 amino acids. The record is from RefSeq and is a predicted model, not a curated record. Gene Ontology annotation, biological process: manganese ion transport; calcium ion transmembrane transport; regulation of cytosolic calcium ion concentration. Gene Ontology annotation, cellular component: cation channel complex; membrane. Gene Ontology annotation, molecular function: store-operated calcium channel activity; inositol 1,4,5 trisphosphate binding; protein binding.